Pimephales promelas (fathead minnow) is the source of this 861-nucleotide messenger RNA. The record is from RefSeq and is a predicted model, not a curated record. Lineage: Eukaryota; Metazoa; Chordata; Actinopteri; Cypriniformes; Leuciscidae.
GCAUUAAAGAUACCUUGAGUCAAAUCUGGAUGCUGAAUCAGUCGCCAUCAACCUCCAGUCAGUCCGCCGCUGCAGGUUAAUCACUCAUCAUGAGGAUUGAUCAACUCUCGCUGCUGCUUUUGUCAGCUCUGCUGCACAGGACAUUCGCACAGCUGCGUCAGUAUGUCUAUGUGCCGGUGUCUGUGAACUGGACGGACGCACAGAAGUACUGUAGACAGCGUUACACAGAUCUCAUCACCAUUUAUGGCCAGGCGGAUCUUGAUGAACUGCAGAAAACUGCUGGAAUGGGAAACGUUUGGCUUGGACUACAUCGGACUCAAGGUAAUGGCGACUUUGUCUGGUCAGAUCGGAGAAGCUCCUCGUUCAGAAAAUGGAAUUUUGGACAACCGAAUGCUCAGUUGUGUGUUAAUACUUAUAAUGGCAACUGGUAUGACCGCGACUGUGAAGACUAUGCUCCUUUUGCGUGUUACAUUGAGAAGAAGAGACAGGUAAUUAGAGUAGAGGUGAAAUCGGGACAAAAUGUGAAUGAUCCUGUGGUGAUGAAGGAGAUUUUGGAGAAGAUGGAGCGGACACUGAAGGAGAAGGGUUUGGCACAAUAUGCUAAACUUUCAUUCAGAACCCAGUCCAAUGGGAACGUCUUCCAAAAGAAGUACCAGAUGAAUAACACUAAACCAACUUGUGUUUAAAAACUGAGGGAAAAAAACAUUAGCACUUAACUAACUAAACAUAUUUGUGUGACACAUUAUUCACUCAUUUAAGCGGAUUACUGGGGAGAAGUCUCUCACAGUCUUGUCUUUGUCUUUAUAGUUAUUGUUACACCACGUUAAUAUGCCAAAUAAAACACAUUUUAUAGUUGUUGUU